AUGGCCCUUCAGAAACCCCCUCUUAAACAGUUUUUCAAUGGAAAAGAAACACGGUCUUUCAGUUCCAUGAAGAUGAGCAAUGCCACCACCAUGGUCUUAGAAUUUAUACUUCAAUGUGCCAUUGAAUCAAACCAGAAGACCGUUACGAUUUGUGCUCUUGCAUUCAUCUACUUUGUAUGCAUGUUUGGAAAUCUACUGGUGAUUUUGGUAAUAACUCUCAAUCCUCAACUCUAUGCUCCAAUGUACCUCUACAUUGGCACCUUGGCAGUGAUCGACCUAGCAAACAGCUCAAUUCUCAUACCAAAGAUGCUCUCUGCCCUUCUGCUUGGCUCUUCAGUGGUGCCUUAUGCAGCCUGCAUGUUGCAGAUGUUUCUUAUGGCUCAUGUAGAGGAGAUGGAAUCGUAUCUCUUGGCCUUUAUGGCUUUUGAUCGAUAUGUAGCCAUUGUUUACCCUUUGCGGUACCCUUCAGCAAUUACAAAUAAAAAUGCUGCCAUUGGCGUCUUAGUAUCAAAUAUUUUUGGCAUAAUUUUCAAAUCAUAUAUCCUCAUUGCUGUUAGUGAACUUUCAUUUUGCGGUACCAAUAUUAUUCCUUUCUGUUUCUGUGAUUAUCCAACAGUAGUCCAUAUUUCAUGUUCUGAACAGCCAAAAUAUUUAUUGCCUAUGUCUGCUUCUGUCGUUGCCAGUGGGGUCUUCCCAUUAGUUUUAGUUCUUCUGUCCUACAGUCGGAUUGCUAUUGAAGCCCUUAGGAUAUCUUCAACAGGUUCAAAAAGAAUUCAGAAGGAGCCUCAAGCUGUACUGAUGAUUUUGUCAUCUGUGAAGGGAAACGCACCAGGACUAAAUUGGCUUACAGCUUGGGAAGAGAAGACGGACUAUGGUUAA
Messenger RNA from Erpetoichthys calabaricus (reedfish), 879 nucleotides. RefSeq names its product olfactory receptor 1052-like. Gene Ontology annotation, cellular component: membrane. The coding region runs from base 1 to 879 and encodes 292 amino acids. Lineage: Eukaryota; Metazoa; Chordata; Cladistia; Polypteriformes; Polypteridae. Gene Ontology annotation, biological process: G protein-coupled receptor signaling pathway. Gene Ontology annotation, molecular function: olfactory receptor activity; G protein-coupled receptor activity. The record is from RefSeq and is a predicted model, not a curated record. The transcript has 3 exons.